Messenger RNA from Oncorhynchus tshawytscha (Chinook salmon), 2629 nucleotides. RefSeq names its product carcinoembryonic antigen-related cell adhesion molecule 6-like. The transcript is spliced from 9 exons. The record is from RefSeq and is a predicted model, not a curated record. The coding region runs from base 124 to 1569 and encodes 481 amino acids. Lineage: Eukaryota; Metazoa; Chordata; Actinopteri; Salmoniformes; Salmonidae.
ACUUCCUUGUCACCUGGCUGGCAGCUCUAAAAGAUAGUACCUCAGCCAAUUCUAUAGCAUCAUACUGUGAGUGUACUAGAAGCACUUUCUAAAUCUGGAACAGAACAAAGUAUUCCAACAACAAUGGAAACUGCAGUAGCCAUCUCUCUCACUCUGUUCAUACUCACAGGUCUCUGUGCUGGUCAGGGUCUGUUUCCACAAGGUUCUGUGAAUGGAGCAGAAGGAGGGACAGCGAUGUUCAUCACAAAUCUAAUCCCACCAGCCCAGCCGUUCAUAACAAUAUCCUGGACUGUUGGUGGAGCCAACAUUAUAACCUCUACCAGUGAUGACUCUAUAGGGCCUGGAUACGGAGACAGGAUCACUCUGAACAAAACUACUGGAUCUCUGGAGCUCAGGAAUCUGACCCUGGCUGACAGUGGAGGAUACAGAGUGGCUAUAACAACAGCUACAGCAGAAACAAUCAAUGGAUCAACUGAACUGGUUGUGUAUGAGAAUAUAUCUGAUGCCAACAUCACAGGACCACCAAACCAUCUGUUUGCAGAUUGGAGCUCCGCCAACUUAACCUGUGAGGCUGCUGGUAACAUCACUACUAUACAAUGGAUGAAGGAAGGUCAGCCUCUGUCUGCUGGUGGCAAUAUAUUAUUCUCAGAGGAAAACAGGAAAGUAUCCAUCAGUCCUGUGAAGAGACACGACAGCGGAGAAUAUGUGUGUAAACUCACCAACCCUGCCAGCUCUGCUACUGCCUCCUAUAGAAUGAUAGUGAACUAUGGACCAGAGUCCAUGACCAUCCUGGGCCAAAACAUUGCUGAGGUGGAGUCAUUCACCCUUAUUUACUGCUCUGUUCAGUCUGUACCGCCUGCUACGUUCACCUGGUUGUUCAAUGGCCAGCAGACAGGUGUACAUGAAGCUGGAUACAUCAUAAGUAGUGUCAGCUACAACAACAGCGGGGACUACAGAUGUGAUGCUAGGAAUGAUCUCACCGGAAAUGUUAUCAGUGUGGACCAUAGUCUGUCAGUGAAAGAUAAAACCCCUCCACCAAUAAGCCCAGAGGGAGCAGCAGGUAUAGCAGUCGCUGUGAUGUUGGUAGUGGUUGCUGUAGCUCUUUGUCUCUUUUUCGGCAUAACUCAUCAUCGGAACAAGAAAGGGAACAAUGAAGAGAAAGAUACAGACGCACUGAGCAGAUCGUCCCAGACAGAGGAUAUGUCCAUGUCCAGCACUGACAAAGGACGUGAGGGGCACGAACUGACUACCCAAAUCCAGGACAGAACCCAUGAUCGCAAGCAACCACAACCAGGCACCAGCCAUACUAUAGCCACCAGCCAUUCACCAGGAAAUAAAGCUUCUGCAGGUGUACACGAGUAUGAGUGCAUAGCAAUUAAGAAAACUGGAGCUCCAACACCACCUUCAAGAGGAAAGCUUCCUACCAGACAAACCAACACUGACACUGUAAGUAGUACUGCACCUCUGGCACCUUGCUGGCACCUUACUGCAUUGAAGCAUUUUGUUAAAGCUGUAAUGAAAAGGAGCACUCUCCAAUACACAAUCUUUGAUGUACCACAUCAUCCCUAAAUAACCUACCUAGGUAUAGGUAUAGAUGAUUUACACAAACGUACUCAGUGUGUCUCGUUCUGUCUUUACUAACCUGGGAAAUCCAGGGCUCCACCAUGUACAGUAAAAGUAUAAAUUGGUAAGUGAACUGUUUAUUGGAUCCUCGUUAUGAUAUUACCUUGGAUUAUACUUGUUUUAUAGCUUUAUAGUUGCCUAGUUGUCUCAAUCUCUCUCUCUCUCGCUCUCCCUGACUCAGAGAGCAGCUGAUCUCAACUACAUAACUUCAGUUGGCUCUGGACUUCACCCAUGAGGUUAUACACUUUAAUCAAGUAAACAUGGACACAACAAACGACUGGAUGACCAGCCAAGAAGACUAGACACUACUGUACUCCACCUCCGAUGAGACACUGGUCUUUGUCUAAUUGCUCAAUGUAAUAUAGACCAGGUAACAGUACACUGAGACACAAGGACAAAUUGUAUCCCCUUAAAUUACACACACCAGUUGAAGUCCUACUCAUUUGAAUUGACUUUCCCUGGUCAAACUGCCAUCCCUCAGACCAUAAUGACCUGUGUUACAUUAAAUACCAUCAGGGGAGUUUUCAUAGAAACUUCCUACACUGAACCACAUUACACAUGUAACAGAUGUAACAUUGGGUUUUUUCCUCUGAAAGGAGGAAGUUUGAGUGCUCCUGCUAUGCUUGCUAGUGUACUAUAUAGGAUGCAGAAGAUUCACUGAAAUUCCAAUAAAAUAAUGGAAUUAAUGUUUUAUUCAUCUCAUGCACUGAACGAUGCAACAUGUAUGGAUUUUGUUAAUGACUCUGGAAUUGGGUGUAAUACAAAUAAUCUUGACCCUCACACUUUAUUUAGAAUAAUAUUAUACACAUAUUAUACACAUCUCAUGCCCUGUGAGUGUUAAAUGAGUAGAGUUGGAGUGGAUGAAAAUAUCACAAACGAGUACAUCAACAACUUUGUAUUUAUCAUAGGUCUCUGUUCACUAUAGGUUCUUGUAAAUAUUUCUUAUUUUGUCUCACAGGAUUAACUGAACAAUAAAGAAAUGAAUCCCAAUGUGAAAUAUCUUGGA